Molecule: messenger RNA, 643 nt
Organism: Magallana angulata
Lineage: Eukaryota; Metazoa; Mollusca; Bivalvia; Ostreida; Ostreidae
Product: MICOS complex subunit Mic19-like
Exons: 7
Coding region: 95-520 (141 amino acids)
Biological process (GO): inner mitochondrial membrane organization
Cellular component (GO): MICOS complex
Source: RefSeq, a predicted model, not a curated record
CCAGUUUUAAAAUUACACUACUAUUCUGAAUUUCCUCAUCUAUCCCCGGCUCCGACCUUGUUUCAGUUACUGAAGUGAAGAAAAUUCCCCAACAAUGGGGGGUUCUGGCAGUACACGACGGAUCGAAUUUGAGCAGGAUCCAAACAACCAAAUUAUGGUUACUGAGGAUUUUGCCAAAAGAAUUGGAAGCCAGGGAAAUAGAACAGGAAGACCUUCAAGAAGAAAAAUGGAGAGUGAAGAGGAAUUUACAGAUUCUUACAACCAGAAACUUAAAGAACUUGAAGAGAAGAAUGCACAGUUGCUAAAUGCCAGAGUGGAUGAGUUUGCACAAGCUGUUCAGGAGGUUGAAAAGAAAUUCAUGAACACCACAGGAUCCCCGGUCUGUCAAGACCUCCAGGACAAAGUAUUCCGCUGCUACACAGAUAACCACAAGAAGACGCUGCUGUGUUCGGCAGACGUCCGAGCGUUCUUCGAGUGUGUGGAGAGGGCCAGAGCUAAUGCGUUGAUGAGGAAAGGAUGAGGAGACAUUUUGUAGAUAUUUCCAAGAUACAUUCAGCAAAGUGACAUUACAGAAUCACUAUUUGAUAGUGGGACAUUUUUUGUGAUUAUUCAGCAAUGCAAAAAUAAAAUGUGUUGCAUAUUA